AUGACGGCCACAGCUGCAGUGGAGACACCAAAAAUGGAGAAGAGUGCCUCCAAGGAAGAGAAGCAGCAUCCAAAGCAGGACAGUACCGAGCAGGGAAAUAAUGAUUCUGAAGAGUGGAUGAGCUCUGAGAGUGACCCUGAACAGUUGAGCCUUAAGAGCAGCAACAACAGCAGCUGCCAACCUGGAGAUGGUCAGCUGAAGAGAAAGGAGAUGCCCUCCAAGCCACACCGCCAGCUCUGUCGAUCACCCUGCCUGGAUCGUCCAAGUUUCUCCCAGAGCAGCAUUUUACAGGAUGGUAAACUCGACAUAGAGAAGGAAUAUCAAGCCAAGAUGGACUUUGCUCUAAAGCUGGGCUAUGCUGAGGAACAGAUUCAAUCAGUGCUGAAUAAACUGGGUCCAGAAUCACUUAUAAAUGAUGUAUUGGCAGAGCUUGUCAGACUUGGGAACAAAGGUGACUCAGAAGGGCAGGUCAACUUGAGUCUAUUAGUGCCCCGUGGGCCUGGCUCCAGAGAGAUUGCAAGCCCUGAAUUGUCUCUUGAAGAUGAAAUAGACAAUAGUGACAAUUUGAGGCCAAUUGUCAUUGAUGGAAGUAAUGUGGCUAUGAGUCAUGGGAAUAAAGAAGAGUUCUCCUGUAGAGGAAUACAACUUGCUGUGGAUUGGUUUCUAGAUAAAGGCCACAAGGAUAUCACUGUAUUUGUGCCUGCUUGGAGAAAGGAGCAAUCCCGCCCUGAUGCACCAAUUACAGAUCAAGAUAUUCUACGUAAACUGGAGAAGGAAAAGAUUCUUGUCUUCACACCAUCCCGAAGGGUCCAGGGCAGAAGGGUUGUCUGCUAUGAUGACCGGUUCAUAGUCAAAUUGGCUUUUGAUUCUGACGGCAUCAUUGUAUCCAAUGAUAACUACAGAGACCUUCAAGUUGAAAAGCCAGAAUGGAAGAAGUUUAUAGAGGAGCGGUUGCUGAUGUAUUCUUUUGUGAAUGACAAAUUUAUGCCUCCAGAUGACCCUUUAGGACGUCAUGGACCAAGCCUUGAAAAUUUCUUAAGAAAGAGACCUGUCGUUCCUGAGCAUAAGAAGCAACCAUGUCCUUAUGGCAAAAAAUGCACCUACGGCCACAAGUGCAAAUACUACCAUCCGGAGCGGGCCAACCAACCCCAGCGUUCAGUGGCUGAUGAGCUCCGCAUCAGUGCCAAACUAUCCACAGUGAAAACCAUGAGCGAAGGCACCCUAGCCAAGUGUGGUACAGGGAUGUCUAGCGCCAAAGGUGAGAUAACCUCAGAGGUCAAACGUGUGGCCCCCAAGCGCCAAUCAGAUCCCAGCAUCCGGUCUGUGGCUGUGGAGCCUGAGGAAUGGCUGUCCAUUGCCCGUAAGCCUGAGGCCAGCUCUGUCCCCUCACUUGUGACCGCCCUAAGUGUUCCCACAAUCCCACCCCCCAAAAGCCAUGCAGUGGGUGCACUCAACACCCGUUCGGCCAGCAGCCCAGUGCCAGGAUCCUCUCAUUUCCCCCACCAGAAGGCCUCAUUGGAGCACAUGGCCAGCAUGCAGUACCCCCCUAUCCUGGUUACCAACAGCCAUGGGACCCCUAUUAACUAUGCUGAGCAAUACCCAAAGUUUGAGUCCAUGGGGGACCAUGGCUACUAUUCGAUGUUAGGCGACUUCUCCAAACUGAACGUCAACAGCAUGCACAAUCGAGAGUACUACAUGGCUGAAGCAGACCGGGGGGUGUAUGCUCGGAAUCCCAAUCUCUGUCCUGACAGCCGCAUGAGCCAUACCAGGAACGACAACUAUUCUUCUUACAACAACCUGUACUUGGCUGUAGCUGAUGCCCAUCCUGAAGGCAGUUUGAAGCUGCACCGCUCAGCAUCUCAGAACCGUCUUCAGCCUUUUUCUCAUGGUUACCAUGAAGCCUUAACGAGAGUGCAGAGCUAUGGCCCAGAGGAUUCCAAGCAAGCCCCCCACAAGCAAUCAGUUCCCCACUUAGCUCUGCAUGCCCAGCUCCCAGCAACUGGAGCACGAUCCAGCUGUCCUGGAGACUACCCCAUGCCUCCCAAUAUCCAUCCUGGGGCAACUUCACAGUCAGGCCGUGCCCUGGUGAUGACACGGAUGGACAGUAUUUCUGAUUCUCGCCUCUAUGAGAGCAACCCCAUGAGGCAAAGACGACCUCCUCUGUGCCGUGAACAGCAUGCCAGCUGGGACCCGCUGCCCUGUGCAACUGACUCCUAUGGCUACCACUCCUAUCCCUUAAGUAAUAGCCUCAUGCAACCAUGUUAUGAGCCAGUCAUGGUACGGAGCGUGCCUGAAAAGAUGGAGCAGCUUUGGAGGAAUCCUUGGGUUGGAAUGUGCAAUGAUUCCAGGGAGCAUAUGAUCCCAGAGCACCAAUUUCAGACCUACAAAAACCUCUGCAAUAUUUUCCCUUCUAACAUCGUUCUUGCAGUGAUGGAGAAGAAUCCCCAUACAGCAGAUGCCCAGCAACUGGCAGCCUUGAUUGUUGCCAAGCUUAGGGCUGCACGUUGA
Molecule: messenger RNA, 2508 nt
Organism: Marmota flaviventris (yellow-bellied marmot)
Lineage: Eukaryota; Metazoa; Chordata; Mammalia; Rodentia; Sciuridae
Gene: Zc3h12b
Product: zinc finger CCCH-type containing 12B
Cellular component (GO): nucleus; cytoplasmic ribonucleoprotein granule
Molecular function (GO): mRNA binding; RNA endonuclease activity; metal ion binding
Source: RefSeq, a predicted model, not a curated record